Pipistrellus nathusii (Nathusius's pipistrelle) is the source of this 1365-nucleotide messenger RNA. Lineage: Eukaryota; Metazoa; Chordata; Mammalia; Chiroptera; Vespertilionidae. The record is from the annotation of a GenBank genome assembly.
AUGGCGGGCCUGGCAGGCGCUGGGGCCGCGCUGUGCUCCGAGCGGUUCGGGUCCCAGGCGGCCCGGGGCUGCAGCGCCGCCGCCGACGGGAGCCUGCGGUGGGAGGCCUGGGGGCGGCGCUGGUGGGGGGGCGCCGAGGGAGCGCCCGGGCCCGCCGCACCCCCUCUCCCGCGCCUGCUGACCGCGUUCCUGCCGCAGGGCUUCCCCGACAGCGUCAGCCCCGACUACCUGCCCUACCAGCUGUGGGACUCCGUGCAGGCCUUUGCUUCCAGCCUCUCGGGCUCCCUGGCCACCCACGCCGUCCUGCUGGGCAUUGGGGUCGGGAAUGCAAGCGCCUCCGUGUCAGCCGCCACGGCCACCUGGCUGCUGAAAGAUUCAACCGGCAUGCUGGGUCGCAUCAUCUUUGCCUGGUGGAAAGGGAGCAAACUGGACUGCAAUGCCAAGCAGUGGAGGCUUUUUGCUGACAUCCUCAACGAUAUCGCCAUGUUCCUCGAGAUUAUGGCUCCCAUAUUACCGAUCUGUUUCACCAUAACCAUCUGCGUCAGCAAUCUGGCCAAGUGCAUCGUGAGCGUGGCUGGCGGGGCCACUCGGGCCGCACUGACCAUGCACCAGGCCCGGAGGAACAACAUGGCCGACGUGUCAGCCAAGGACGGCAGCCAGGAGACACUGGUAAACCUGGCAGGGCUCCUGGCCAGCCUCUUGAUGCUUCCCCUGGUGUCAGAUUGCCCUAGCUUCAGCCUCGGUUGUUUCUUCCUCCUCACUGCCCUCCACGUCUACGCCAACUACCGGGCCGUCCGAGCCCUUGUCAUGGAGACCUUGAAUGAAGUCCGGCUCUGGCUGGUCCUGAAGCACUUCCUUCAGAAGGGAGAGGUGCUUGACCCCACCUCAGCCAAUCAGAUGGAGCCACUGUGGACAGGUUUUUGGCCCUCUCUGUCUCUGUCCUUGGGGGUCCCCCUACACCGCUUGGUUUCCAGAGUCACUGAGCUGCAGCAGCUGGCCGAGGGACACCGAGAACCUUACCUUCUUCGCUGGGACCAGUCUCAGGGUCAGGUGCAGGUGGUCCUGAGCCAGGGGGCAGGCCCUGAGACCGUCCUGAGGGCCGCCACACAUGGGCUGGUGCUCGGAGCCCUGCGGGAAGGCGGGCCCCUCCCAAGAGAGCUGAGCGAGCUGAGGAGCCAGGUGCGGGCAGACCCUAACAAAGAGAGCUGGGUCCUUGUCAAGGAGACACACCGGGUGCUGGACAAGCUUUUCCCAGAGUUCCUGAAAGGGCUGCAGGAUGCCGGCUGGGAGACGGAGAAGCACCAGCUGGAGGUGGACGAGUGGAGGGCCACAUGGCUCCCGUCUCCAGAAAAGAAGGUCUUGUGA